Molecule: messenger RNA, 2456 nt
Organism: Tuber melanosporum (Perigord truffle)
Lineage: Eukaryota; Fungi; Ascomycota; Pezizomycetes; Pezizales; Tuberaceae
Exons: 3
Coding region: 141-2198 (685 amino acids)
Biological process (GO): nucleoside diphosphate catabolic process
Cellular component (GO): membrane
Molecular function (GO): nucleoside diphosphate phosphatase activity
Source: RefSeq, a predicted model, not a curated record
CAUACAUACAGCACUUUUUUCACUAAGGGGAACCAUCGUCGUCCGUCCGUCCGUUUGGGUUUGCUUCUGGUAAACUUUUUCAUUCUUUUUCAGGAUCGGAUAGGAGGAGUUUCUGAAAUUUUCUUGUUUAGCCGCCCGUUAUGCCUGAGAAAUACGGAGUGAUACUUGACGCCGGCUCGAGCGGGACUCGUAUUCAUAUCUACAGCUGGGAGGAUCCUGUAGAGACACGGAGGAAGGGGAGGAAGGAUGAGCUGCGGAGGUUGCCUAGGAUAAACACAAACAAAAAAUGGGCCAAGAAGAUCAAUCCUGGUAUUUCGACGUUCGGCGAGCAUCCGGAACGGGUUGGGGAGGAUCAUUUGAAUGGUUUGUUCGAACAUGCGCUUAGCCAAAUACCAAAGGAUGCCAUCGCCCAUACGCCAUUAUUCUUGCUCGCUACGGCUGGAAUGAGGUUGUUGCCAGAUUUAGAGCGGAAAACAUUGCUCGACGAGAUUUGCACAUAUGCUCGUCGGACGACACAGUUUCUCCUCCCCGAUUGCGGCCUUCACAUCCAGGUUAUUGCGGGCGAGACGGAAGGGUUGUAUGGCUGGAUUUCGGCAAACUACCUGUUGGGUGGUUUCGAUGACCCGGAAACGCACGCACACGGGAAGGGACAUCACACAUACGGAUUUCUGGAUAUGGGAGGGGCUAGCGCGCAGAUUGCUUUCGCACCGAAUGCGACGGAAGCGGAGAAACACGCCGAUGAUCUGGUAUUGCUGAAAAUGAGGAAUUUGAAUGGCGAUCCGAUGGAUUAUAAGGUGUUUGUGACCACUUGGCUUGGGUUCGGAGUGAACCAGGCAAGGGGUAGGUAUAUCGAUACUUUGGUUGAGGCAAGCUCCGGUGGUGGUGUCAUCGAAUUGCCAGACCCGUGCUUGCCCAAGGGGUUGAGGUCCACAUUGGACGGGAAGAAGAUUGAUAGUGACUACGUGCCUGAUGAGAAAGCCCAUUUGAUUGGAACUGGAAAGUUCGAGGAAUGUCUGCGUCAGACAUAUCCGCUGUUAGAGAAGGAUCAUUUGCCGUGUAAGGAGGUCUCCUGCCUACUUAAGGAGGGCCAUGCGCCGGCUAUCGACUUUGAUAUCAAUCACUUUGUUGGUGUAUCCGAAUAUUGGCACACCACUCACGAGAUUUUCGAGACCGAGCAUGAUGCGAAAGCCUACGACUUUGCGACCUAUCAACAGAGGGUGAAGGAGUUUUGUAGCCAAGAUUGGGAUACUAUCGAAGAACUUGUGGAGAAGAAAAAGUGGGGGAAACGGGUUGACGAAGAAAAGGCUAUGCAGACCUGUUUUAAGGCGAGUUGGCUGAUCAAUGUUCUACACAAUGGCAUCGGGAUUCCACGUGUUGGGCUCGAGACCAGCGGCAAUUCAAACCAUAACGGAACCGAGGAAGUGAUUGAGGCUGCCAAAUCGAAGGGAUUCCUCGACCCUUUUCAGCCGGUUGAUAAAAUUGCCGAUGUGGAAGUUUCAUGGACGCUGGGAAAGAUGGUUCUCUACGCAGCCAGUCAGAUUCCCCCACGUGAUGGUGGAGUAAAUGCUGUUGGCUUUGGGAAGAACGUAAUAGGCGAUAAUGGUCUUCCUAAUGAUUUCGAGUACGCUGCGCCUCAGAGAGCAUCGCAUCAUCCCGAUAAUUCAGGUAUGUCGGGUGGUUCUGGGGGAUCAAAUUUCAGCAUGGAUGGCAGCAGCGAUCAAGCCCACUGGCAUGAUUCGCUCUGGAAGGAAGGUGACAAGACCCCCAGACGUAUCCCCGGGCUCUUGCUAUUCCUCCUCAUAUUCUGCCUCGCCGGCUUCCUCCUGAUGGGCCGGGAGCGUAGAGGAAGGUUUUGGAGAGCCGUUAAAAUCUCUGGCAGGCGUGGGAAACGGAAGGUCCUGGGAAGUCACGGUGUUGUGAUGUACGAAAGGAUUAUGGAGGAAGGGCACAACCAAUUCACCGACUUUGAGCUCGGCAGUGUGUCUUCCUCUUCAUCUUCGGAUGACGAAACCGGUGGUUGGAGGGCUAAGGGAUCUUUAUAUGACCCACCGAUUGGAGGAACUGGUGUCGAUGCUGUUAGGUCUGGAUUGGGCACUCGAGUUGGUAGUAGGGAGAGAUUGCCAAUGACCACAAGAGGUGGGGAUAUCUCUCCGCGAGGAGGUAGUGCCAGGGCUCGAAGUCCAAUGCCUCCACGAUAGUGUCUGUAUUAGGCGUUUUAUGCAUCCUUCCCUUUGCUUGAUCAAGUUACUCUUUUUUUUUAGCCCCUGCAUCACUAAGCUAACUUCCUUUCCUUUCCUUUCUUCCGCCGUGGGAUUGGGUUUUACCAUAUUCUUAAUAUCUCUUUUUUCUAUUUGUUUUCUGCCGGCGUUGUAGAUGGAAGGACAAAACGGGAUGUGUAUAUAUACAGCCAUAGAGCUACGAGCGAACAAAAAGGAAGGGAUGUUUUUAUUAUGCCA